Rhodotorula graminis WP1 is the source of this 1149-nucleotide messenger RNA. RefSeq lists its product as uncharacterized. The record is from RefSeq and is a predicted model, not a curated record. NCBI's taxonomy places the organism in Eukaryota, Fungi, Basidiomycota, Microbotryomycetes, Sporidiobolales, Sporidiobolaceae. The coding region runs from base 1 to 1080 and encodes 359 amino acids. The transcript is spliced from 4 exons.
AUGCCCCUCGUGGCGGCCAAGACCUCGGUCCUCUUGCCGCUGUACGAGUACAGCGAGGACUGCUGGCCCGAGCUGCAGACUGCCGCCUCGCAAAACCCGACGCUCGACUUUGUCCUCAUCCUCAACCCGGACUCGGGCCCACUGUCGGACCCGACCAACGCGGCGCUCGCGUGCGUCCCCAAGCUGCGCGCGCUCCUCCCCGGCUCGACCCUCGUCGGGUACGUCCGCACCGGGUACGGCGAACGCGGCGCGGACGAGGUGAGGCGCGACGUCGACGAGUACGCCGGGUGGGACGGGAUCGAGGUCGAGGGGGGACUGGGCACGGCCAAGCUCGAUGGGGUCUUUUUUGACGAGGUCGAGGGUGGUGAGGGCAACGAGGAGCUGUAUCGAGGGCAUGCAGAGGGCGCGAGAGAGGCGUUUGGGCAGGAGGGCACCGUCGUCUUCAACCCUGGUACGACGGUGGGCGACGCCUACUACGCCAUGGCCAACGUCGUCGUCGCGUACGAGAGCGCCUUUGCCGACUACUCCGACUCUCUCCUCCCACCUCGGUCCCUCCUCCCGCAAGCCGCCAUCAUGCUGCACGACUUUUCCCUCGCGUCCUACACCUCGACCGUCGCCGCCCUCGGCGCGCCCGCGCUCGGCAGCAUCUUCAUCACCGACGCCAAGAUUGACGACGUCGACGUGUAUCAGACGUGGGGCGGUGGGUGGUACGACUUUUGUCGCGCCGUUGCGGGCGCGAACGAGGGGAGCGGGGGCGAGGAAGGGGAGGAGGGCGAGAAGGGCGGGGUGAGCGCGUCGGGCGGGUCGGGCAGCUCGACGGCUCGGCGCGAGUCGGCGGCGACGUCGACGACCGCGAGCGAGGCAGCGCAGGCGUCGCCCGAGUACGACGACGGCGCGUCCUCGUCGACGACCCCUCUCGGCCCGACCUCGUCGCCCGUCGCGACCGGCUCGACAGGCAGCCUGCCCGCUCCCAUCGUCGCCUCCGACUCGAGCUCGAGCUGGCUCCCGAGCUGGUUCGACGACUUGUCGUCGAGCGCGGGUGGGCGCGUCGAGCCUUGGGGGUUCUUGCGGCGGAGGUGAGCGGGUCAGGCGGUCUAUCUCUCUCUUUCUCUCGGCCCUCACAGGAGGACCGUAAUGCAGUCGUCUUUC